Myotis brandtii (Brandt's bat) is the source of this 4925-nucleotide messenger RNA. RefSeq names its product phosphorylase kinase, beta (gene PHKB). Gene Ontology annotation, biological process: glycogen metabolic process. Gene Ontology annotation, cellular component: phosphorylase kinase complex. Gene Ontology annotation, molecular function: calmodulin binding. The record is from RefSeq and is a predicted model, not a curated record. Bases 807 to 4334 code for a protein of 1175 amino acids. Lineage: Eukaryota; Metazoa; Chordata; Mammalia; Chiroptera; Vespertilionidae. The transcript is spliced from 31 exons.
AUGUUUUAAAAGCAUUUCUCUUUUCCUUUAAUAAGCAUGGAGGGCUUAUUUUCUUCUCGUCUUUAUUUCCUCUGAAGUGCAUGUCGUCACAGUAAGCUCUGAAGACCUACCUUCUCUUUCUUAGCUGAGAGAAGAAUCCCAAUUUUAUCUAACGCUGUUGAAUGCAGCCACUUCCGUUCCGUUUCAUGUGCACGGCAGCUCAGCGCCUGGUCCGCAUGUCGCCUGCUCUUUUGCUUGCUCCGCGGUAGUGGAAGAGACACCAUUUGAGGUCCUCGCUCCCAGGUCAUUGGGGUUUCAGCAUCUUCUGCUAACUCCGAAGUAGCAUGAGACUCUGAGGCUGCUUGAGUGCAUCAUUGACGUCCCGUGUCAUUAAAAACAACCCGCCCGAUUGCUGUUGCUUUUAGAAGAAUAUAGGAACUGAGCUUGGUCUGAAACUUGGACUGACCUGGCUCCGAUGGAGGGGCCACUGCAGAGUUCCGAGCAUUGUUACAUAGCCGCCCUGUCACCCGCUGCCCCUGGGAGGGUGCCCCAGGAGGUGAUGCGUGAUAAGUGGGUAUUCCGUAUUCCUGCCUAAUCCACACGGGCCACCGGAAGUUAACCAGAGCAAAGAAAAAUUCCAGAUCAUAAAAGGAAAAUGAUCACGAACCUUGAUUGGUUGCCUGCGUUGCACACGGCAUCACGUGUUAAUACCUGCUCACACUGCUUUCAAUGAAUCUAACCUUGAUUGCUUCUAACCUCCACUAAACAGUUGUGAACGCUGCUGUAGUUUAGCCUGUGGCGCUUAUGGUCAGAGGCAACCAUUUGACAUGGCCAGCCCACCCGACGCGGUCGCCUCGUCUCCCCGAGCCUUCUUAAGGUCUGGCUCCGUUUACGAACCUCUGAAGAGCAUCCACCUUCUGCAGCCCGACCAUGAGAGUCUGUGGGAGAAGCUGGAUCGUUACUACAGGAUCGUCAAGGCCACAGGGCUCCUGUGUCAGCCCAGUCCCCGGCCUCUUGCUCACGGGCUGGAAGGACUGAUAUUGCUAAGCUGUCCUGGCACCUGCAGCCGUAUACAGACGCAUGCAGCCCUGUUAGAGGACCAGCGGCUGCUUCUCAGAACUGGAGCACGAAUCCUAAGAUGCAUCCAGAACUACAGGAGAUCCCAAGUAGCUAAAGAAAUCUUGAGGAAGUUCAAAGAGGGAGGGAUCAGGCUCCCUGAUGUCAAUACUAUAAUACAAAUCAAAAUGCUAUCUCUCCCGCCCAGGCGCAUCGACGACGACAAGGGGCGGACGCACGAGCUGGAGCACUCGGCCGUGAAGUGCAUGCGAGGGAUCCUGUACUGCUACAUGCGGCAGGCCGAUAAGGUCCAGCAGUUCAAGCAGGACCCGCGCCCGACAACCUGCCUCCACUCCGUGUUCAACGUGCGCACAGGGGACGAGGUCCUCUCCUACGAGGAGUACGGGCACCUGCAGAUCAACGCGGUGUCCCUCUACCUCCUCUACCUGGUGGAGAUGAUUUCCUCGGGGCUGCAGAUCAUCUACAACACCGAUGAGGUCUCUUUUAUUCAGAACCUGGUGUUUUGUGUAGAGAGGGUUUACCGGGUGCCUGACUUCGGUGUCUGGGAAAGGGGAAGCAAAUACAACAACGGCAGCACGGAGCUGCAUUCGAGCUCGGUUGGCUUAGCAAAAGCAGCUCUAGAAGCAAUUAAUGGAUUCAACCUCUUUGGCAAUCAGGGCUGCUCGUGGUCAGUCAUAUUUGUGGAUCUCGAUGCUCAUAAUCGCAACAGGCAGACUCUGUGCUCCCUGCUGCCCCGGGAAUCGCGAUCUCAUAACACGGAUGCCGCCCUGCUCCCCUGCAUCAGCUACCCUGCGUUCGCGCUGGAUGACGAAGCUCUGUUCAGCCAGACACUCGACAAGGUGGUUCGGAAGCUGAAAGGGAAAUACGGCUUCAAGCGUUUCCUGAGAGACGGGUAUAGGACGUCCCUGGAGGAUCCCCACAGACGCUACUACAAACCAGCUGAGAUUAAGCUGUUCGAUGGCAUCGAAUGUGAAUUCCCCAUAUUUUUCCUGUACAUGAUCAUCGACGGGGUUUUCCGAGGCCACGCCGCGCAGGUGAAGGAGUACCAGGACCUGCUGGCGCCCGUGCUCCACCGGACCACGGAAGGCCACCCCGUCGUCCCCAAGUACUACUACGUGCCGGCCGACUUCGUGGAGCUGGAGAAGAGAAACCCCGGCAGCCAGAAGCGCUUCCCCAGCAACAGUGGCCGGGACGGGAAGCUGUUCCUCUGGGGCCAAGCCCUGUACAUCAUCGCAAAGCUGCUGAGUGAGUGGGACGGCGGGCGGGCUCCCCGGGUCUUCACGCCCAGACAGGCGGCCCCUGAGCUGGUGAAGAUGAGCAGCUCCACUAGCAGCGGGAGGGCAGUGACGGCUCACACGGCCAUGGCUCCCAUGGCCAGGCUGGAGCGUGGGGGGAGGCAGGACGCCAGGCUGAGGUCCAGCGCCCAGGAGCACACGGAGCCGGUGGCUGGUGUCGUUGGCCCCCUGGAGAACGACCUGGUGGUCCACGUGGCGCUCAUCGCGGAAAGCCAGCGCCUCCAGGUUUUCCUCAACACGUACGGGAUCCAGACGCAGACGCCUCAGCAGGUGGAGCCCAUUCAGAUCUGGGCGCAGCAGGAGCUGGUGAAGGCCUACUUCCACCUGGGCGUCAACGAGAAGCUGGGGCUCUCGGGGCGGCCGGACAGGCCCAUUGGCUGCCUCGGCACGUCCAAGAUUUACCGCAUUCUGGGGAAGACUGUGGUGUGCUACCCCAUCAUCUUCGACCUGAGUGACUUCUACAUGUCCCAGGACGUCCUGCUGCUGAUAGACGACAUAAAGAACGCGCUGCAGUUCAUCCGGCAGUACUGGAAGAUGCACGGGCGGCCCCUCUUCCUCGUACUCAUCCGGGAAGACAACAUCAGGGGCAGCCGGUUCAACCCCAUCCUGGACAUGCUGGCGGCCUUCAAGAAGGGCGUGGUCGGGGGCGUGAAGGUGCACGUGGACCGCCUGCAGACGCUGAUAUCAGGAGCGGUGGUGGAGCAGCUGGACUUCCUGCGCAUCAGCGACACGGAGGAGGUUCCGGAAUUCAAGAGUUUCGAGGAACUAGAGCUCCCCAAACAUUCCAAAGUCAAACGGCAGAGCAGCGCCUCCCAGGCCACCGAGCUGGAACUGCAGCCCGACGUCAGCCUCGCCGAGUGGAGGGCCAGACCCACCCAGGACAUUCUGCAGAAGCUGGAGGACUGCAGCGGCCUGGCCAGCCAAGUCAUCCUGCUGGGCAUCCUGCUCAAGAGGGAAGGCCCCACCUUCAUCACAAAGGAAGGUACCGUGUCCGAUCACAUCGAGAGAGUCUAUAGGAAAGCUGGCAGCAAGAAGCUCUGGUCGGUGGUGCGCCACGCAGCGAGCCUUUUAAGUAAAGUAGUGGACAGCCUGGCCCCGUCCAUUACUAAUGUGUUAGUGCAGGGCAAGCAGGUCACGCUGGGCGCCUUCGGGCACGAGGAGGAGGUGAUCUCCAACCCGCUGUCCCCGCGGGUGAUCAAGGACAUCAUCUACAAGUGCAACACCCACGACGAGCGGGCGGCGGUCAUCCAGCAGGAGCUGGUCAUCCACGUGGGCUGGGCCAUCGCCAACAGCCCCGAGCUGUUCAGCGGCAUGCUCAAGAUCCGCGUGGGGUGGAUCAUCCACGCCAUGGAGUACGAGCUGCAGAUCCGGGCCGGGGACCAGCCCGCCGUGGACCUGUACCAGCUGUCGCCCAGCGCCGUCAAACAGCUCCUCAUGGACAUUCUCCAGCCGCAGCAGAACGGACGAUCUUGGCUGAACAGGCGUCAGAUCAACGGGUCUCUGAACAGAACGCCCGCCGGGUUCUACGACCGCGUGUGGCAGAUCCUAGAGCGCACGCCCAACGGCAUCAUUGUUGCGGGGAAGCACCUGCCACAGCAACCGACCCUGUCGGACAUGACCAUGUACGAGAUGAACUUCUCGCUCCUCGUGGAAGACAUGCUGGGCAACAUCGACCAGCCCAAGUACCGGCAGAUCAUCGUGGAGCUGCUGAUGGUCGUGUCCGUUGUCCUGGAAAGGAACCCCGAGCUCGAGUUUCAGGACAAAGUUGACCUGGACAAACUGGUGAAAGAAGCGUUUCAGGAAUUUCAGAAAGACGAGAGUCAACUCAAGGGCGUUGAAAAUCAAGACGACAUGACUUCCUUUUACAACACGCCCCCGCUGGGCCGGCGCGGGACCUGCAGCUACCUGACCAAGGUGGUGAUGAACCUGCUGCUGGCGGGCGAGGUCAAGCCCGGCGGCGAGGACCCGUGUCUGGUCAGCUAGUGAGGAGGCGCGGGGGGCCCUGGGGACACGCGUUCGAGGAGCAGGUUAUGUUCUGCCUGGACGUGGAGUCCAGGCGGCCACUACCGAGUGCACUGACCCCGCAAGGGCGGCGCUGCCCGCCUCCCACAGGGACUGGGCCUCUUGCUGCCACCGCCAAGCGAAUGGUAGGACAUGCUGUCAGGCAAGCGAGAAAGUCCUCGUGGUCACGCCAGCUAGCCGUGACCUUUAGUGAACAGUAGGAAUAGUAGACGAUGGCAGGGUCACCACUGCAUGUUCUGUGAUCAAUUGCUCAUCAGAAGUAAUCAUCGCUCCCCACUGGCCGCCACUAAAGUGCAUGUGCCACUCGGCGCACUGGGACGAAUGCGGCUGGAGCGGCGCUGUUCAGGGGCGUGUCACGCUGCCGGGAUUCAAAUGCAUCGUCAAGCGCGUCGGCCAGCUGACGUCUUGAUGUUCGGAAGCUGUAGUAGUGGUAACAUUGUAGGAUACAGAGCUGCUCUACAGUUUUUACCUUGGAAACGUGACGAUGGUUUUGUAUUUGUCGCAACUGUAGCGGUUGGACUAAAAUACAGUAAUAAAUCUGAUCAAACAUGU